AUGCCACCAAAACUCAGCGACGACAUAGUCCUCCUCAUCGGUCAACAGCUACAAUCACUCAACUACCAUAAAACCCUGUCAAGCCUUUCCUACUCCUGCAAGACCAACCAUCAACUCCUCACUCCACUCGUCUAUCGACAUGUCAUCUUGACUGAUCAUUCACUUCCCAAAUUGUUCACUAGAAUAAUCGAUAUCCCUAACGGAGAGAAACAUGCGUUCAUCCAACCCAUCAACGAGGAAGACGAUGAGGAAGACGAUAUCCCUCUUUCUUCCUUGACUCCGACUAGGAGGCUGAGGGUUCAAUUAGGAAUGGUAUUCAAGAUGACAGUCGAUACCAACAAUGAACAAUUCCCCUACGAGAUAUUGACCACCAUCGCCAAAUGUCUAUUGUUCUAUUUCGAUGACCUGCUGUUCCCCAGGAUCUCCAAGCUGGUAUUCACUGCCAAGCAUGGCACCAUGGGGAGGAUAGGAUCGUUAUCCAGUGACAAAGAUCCUUACCAUCUCCUUCGAAACUUCUUACCUAUCGCGUGUCGACCAAAAUACAUCUGCUGCUCAUUCAACUCCACUACACCAGCAUGCCUGAACGAUGUAUUGGUCCCUUACUUCACAGUCAUGGAUGAAGAUGGCGAAGUCGUCAACAUUCAUGAAGCUAGAGCUUUUUGCAUCCCUCCAAAGUUGUCCAAAAGUAGAAUCAGUUAUGGCAAGGCGGAGUAA
Kwoniella mangroviensis CBS 8507 is the source of this 714-nucleotide messenger RNA. RefSeq lists its product as uncharacterized. The coding region runs from base 1 to 714 and encodes 237 amino acids. The transcript has a single exon. The record is from RefSeq and is a predicted model, not a curated record. Lineage: Eukaryota; Fungi; Basidiomycota; Tremellomycetes; Tremellales; Cryptococcaceae.